UCUCGUCAUCCUCAAAUUUGCCUCAGCCUUUCAUCCAGCCUCAACUGUGGUUCCGUUGGCAACCAUGAGCGCAUGUAAAACCCUACUCCGUUCUCCAUUAUUCCGUAGACAGUGCAAACCUGGGACCUUCACCUCCCCAUUAAAGUUCCAUUCUUUCUCUCCUUACGUCUUCAGACUCCCUCCUCCCCGUCGAAGGUCCUUCAUCCUCUCCCCUGAUUCAGGUUCUAGAAUUGAAGCUAGUAGUGAAAUUGUAAGGCGUUAUAGUUGCAGUGAAGCUGCAGUAUCACUAGAAAUCGAUUGUAGCACUGAAGAAAUUUCAGCCCAGAAGAAUAACCUUCAAGUUCCAGAAGACACAGUGGCCGUAUUGCUUACAAAACCAAAUGAAGUGUCCAGGCUUAUGAAAAUGGAGCGGAGGCUGGAAGGGGAGUGCAAUGUUCAGUUGGACCGUUGGUUUCCGUAUUUGGAUAAAUUUAAAGCUGGAUGUGUGUAUUUGAGCAGUAAUGAGGUGCUGGAAGCUAUUGAUCCCUACCUAAUGGAGGGGAGGAAGGAAAGGUUUCGAAAAGCUGUGAAGAACAGGACGUACUCUGUUUGUUUGGUGGUGGAGGGGUUAAGUGAUUUUGGCAAUGUGUCUGCUGCAUUCCGUUCAGCAGAUGCUCUUGGCUUUCAGUCUGUACAUGUCAUUUCCAGCGACAUCUCAAAAAGGUGCAAGGACACUUGAGGUACAGGGACAAUCGCCAUGUCAGUAUGGGGGCAGAGAAAUGGUUGGAUAUUGAGCUCUGGAAUUCUCCCCUUGAGUGCUUCAAAGUUUUGAAGUCGCGUGGUUAUCGCAUUGCCACAACACAUGUUGGAAUGGAUGUGGUCUCAGUAUAUGAUAUGGACUGGUCAUGCCCAACUGCAAUUGUUGUUGGCAAUGAGAAUAGGGGAAUAAGUGAUGACGCUCUUGGAUUGUCAGAUAUGCACUGCAGUAUUCCGAUGAAAGGCAUGGUGGACUCCUUCAAUGUUUCAGUUGCUGCAGGAAUUCUCAUGCACCAUGCUGUUUGUGACCGGACUUCCCGCAUGGGAUGCCAUGGGGAUCUAACACCGGAAGAGAGGCAAACAUUGCUAGCAGAAUUCUCAUUACGCCACAGUGAUAGUGCAAUAAGCAUUGCCAAUGAAUAUGCAAAAAGAAAGAUGAGUAGCUGACGCCAAGGCUUUGAAUGAUUUGAUGUGGGUACCAGGCCAUUUUUCCCAGCCCUGCGAUGCAUACCUAGUACUGACUCUCUUCAUGGCCUUGCUUAAUAUUCGUUUUUCUUUUUUCCCGUAUUCUAAGAUGCGGAAAUGUUGAAAAGAUGCAAUAAUACUCAGACAUUUGUCACUGCAAUGUGAUGUCUUUUUCAUAUAUUUAUGUGUUUGAGGCUGUGAUUGGUGAAGUCUCCAAAUUUCCUCUUGUUUUAAAUUUUAAUGUCUUUAGAUGGUUUAACAA
Messenger RNA from Cuscuta europaea, 1462 nucleotides. The record is from the annotation of a GenBank genome assembly. NCBI's taxonomy places the organism in Eukaryota, Viridiplantae, Streptophyta, Magnoliopsida, Solanales, Convolvulaceae.